CCCCUCCAAAUCAUUGGAUUCAGGUGUUUCAAUCACCUCCAUGGCCACAGGUGUAUAAAAUCAAACACCUAGGCAUGCAGACGGCAAAAGAAUGGGUCACUCUCAGGAGCUCAGUGGAUUCAAGCGUGGUACCGUGAUAGGUUGCCACCUGUGCAAUAAAUCCCUCUGUGAAAUUUCCUUGGCACUAAAUAUUCCAUGGUCAACUGUUAGUGGUAUUAUAACAAAGUGGAAGUAACUGGGAACAACAGCAACUCAGCCA
Staurois parvus is the source of this 259-nucleotide messenger RNA. Lineage: Eukaryota; Metazoa; Chordata; Amphibia; Anura; Ranidae. The record is from the annotation of a GenBank genome assembly.